GCCAUGUGGUGUUGUGUCUGAGGGCAGCUUGCUAGACCUGUUUGCUGAGGGAGCAUUUGGCACCAAAAUAGCUGAAGAAAUUUUAGAAAAAUAUCUAAAAAUCCAGGAAGCGGUGCUAAGUGGAGAAGAUGUCUCUGACAGUGACAUGUUCUUCCUCCUUGAUGCCACCCGCAGAAGGGAUCGGCAUGAGAACAAAGAGGCAGCCACAGACGUGGGCUUGUCGGAGGCUGUUCAGGCAAUGCCCAGGAGUGCUUCAGAUCAUGAUGAACUCAUGUCAACUGGCUUGCCAGACACACCCUCAGCAGACAGGCUACAAGGCAUGGCACACCUUGAGGAGCCUGCUGCAUGUGCAGACAGUGGCGGUGACAGCAACAGCAUUGACUCAGACGACGACAGCGACGAUGCCCGGCCGGCGGCCCCACUCCGUCGCCGCCUGGUGCUGCAGCCAGAGGAGGUGCUGUUCCUGUCGCACGCGCUCGGCUGCGUGCGGGUGCGGACGGCGAGCGGCGAGGUGCUGGCCAGUGACGCGCUGUUUGGCCACCUGGCGGCGGGUGACCGCCACCUAGCGGCGCGCUACGCGGCGUACCUGGCGCUGCGCGGUCGGGGCUGGGUGGUGCGCGAUGGCCUGCUGUCCGGAGCCGACUUCGUGGUGUACAAGCGCGGUCCGGCCUUCUACCACGCGUCGGUGGUGGCCUCUGUCCAGGUGCUCAGUCUCGAGACGCGGCGGCCGGUGGCCGAGCGCAACUGGCGCUCCUGCAGCUGGCUGUACGUGGCCGGCCUCUGUCGCACCGCCGAGCAGGCGGCCAAGGACGUGCUGCUGGUGCGGCUGCUCUGGCCGGACGGGCUGGAGCCGGCCGGCAGUCUCGCCUACCUGAGGCUCGUCAGCGUGGAGGAGGUGCUGGUCCAGCGCCGCACGCCCAGGCGCGAGCCGGAGAGGGGCCCCGGCGGGCAGACCUGAGGCUCGCCAGCAUGGAGGAGGUGCUGUUCCAAUGUUGAUGUGGCUGUACGUGAGGGGAGGGACGGAACUUAUGGUGGCUUCGCCGCGAGGCAAUGAGAGGGAUGUGUAUAUUAUUGUGUGUUGGCUUGUUUUGGCGUUGGUGGUUCGUACUUACGGUUGUUGGUCACUUGUGUGUGGUAGUUAUGUAAUUGACAUUCAUGAACUUUACUUUUGAUUUGUAAUAGUAUUUUAAUUGGUAUUAUGUAGUGUUAAGUUGAAAUACGCAAUAGCAUUGAUAAAGAGGACGCGUGAAUGUCGCGUGGAAAGCUGUCACAUUUCAGGUUCAUUCACGCAAGAGCAUGUGAUUGAAUCGCUGGGGAGGAGUCACCUCAGACCUGCCGGGGAGCGUGGUGCAUCUAUCCGCGGGUGUCACGUGUUUUUGUUCGUCUCCACUGCGCGACUGCGGUAUUUUUGGUUGUGUUUGGCCCGUGCGCCUGUUCUAGACAACACGCCAGGACAACGAAUGAUCGACCAUUCCCUGCAUACGCAGACUCCGUCAGACGUGGAACAUUCGGCGCUCAACAUUGGACAUUGACACAUAUUAACCGCCUAGCGCUCGGGGCUGGUCGUUCUUGCGUCCGUCCUUAAACUAUGUGAGCCAGACGGAGGAAUCGCAGACCUUUCGGCGGUUUAUUAAGAUUCCCGACGCUCUUCUGUUUUGUUUCUAGAUUACCUCGCGUUCGUCCGCAUAUUCGCAUAUUAUUUCCGAUCCGUUUUGUGCUCUUAGGAGUACUCGUAAUAUGACAUAUUACCAUGAUCACGUGGUAUACCAAUGUGAUGAUAAUAUGUGUUCUUUGCAUUGGUAUGAGUUGCGUACCUGUGCGUGGGAUGUUAAAAAGUAUGGCUGCUAUCAGGAUCCCCCUGUUUCAUUCUUUGUCCGUUCGUGUCGAUGAUGAAUCGGUCGGGUGACCGCGGAUAAAUUACAGUGAAAAAAAGAUUUGGCCUGGCUCCUGGUUGCGUGAACGAGCAAAGAAAUAAUCAAGAAAAGAGAGAUUUAGAUGGGAGAAUC
Messenger RNA from Pollicipes pollicipes, 2006 nucleotides. Its product is annotated as tRNA-splicing endonuclease subunit Sen2. Gene Ontology annotation, cellular component: cytoplasm; tRNA-intron endonuclease complex. The coding region runs from base 146 to 958 and encodes 270 amino acids. Gene Ontology annotation, molecular function: nucleic acid binding; tRNA-intron lyase activity. The record is from RefSeq and is a predicted model, not a curated record. Gene Ontology annotation, biological process: tRNA splicing, via endonucleolytic cleavage and ligation; tRNA-type intron splice site recognition and cleavage. NCBI's taxonomy places the organism in Eukaryota, Metazoa, Arthropoda, Thecostraca, Pollicipedomorpha, Pollicipedidae. The transcript is spliced from 4 exons.